Molecule: messenger RNA, 2647 nt
Organism: Tripterygium wilfordii
Lineage: Eukaryota; Viridiplantae; Streptophyta; Magnoliopsida; Celastrales; Celastraceae
Product: two-component response regulator-like APRR3
Exons: 8
Coding region: 226-2205 (659 amino acids)
Biological process (GO): cytokinin-activated signaling pathway; phosphorelay signal transduction system
Molecular function (GO): protein binding
Source: RefSeq, a predicted model, not a curated record
CUCUCUGCACUCUGAAGAUAUUUUUCGCGGUCCACAGCCAACGUUGGAUAGCGCUCCUCUCUCCUCAGUUAAUUCGUCAAGGUAUAAGAUAUUUUCUUUUGUGCAUAGUUAAAGAGGACCACGAUCUCUAUUGCUAAUACUGCUCUCAUUCUUAAUUGCAACACUACUUCGUGAGAAAAUUAGGGUUUCAGUUUCAUUUCACUGUGGAAAACGGAGAAUUUGAUCAUGGCGGCUGAGGUUGUGGUGAGGAGUGAAGGGGAGGUGGAUGUGGAGAAGAUGAAGAGGAUGGAGGAGGAGGAGAAGAGAGGUUCAUCAGAGGUAGUUAGGUGGGAAAGGGUUCUUCCUGGAAUGGUACUUAGAGUUUUGCUUGUUGAGGCUGAUGAUUCCACGCGCCAUAUUAUAUCGGCUCUUCUGCGGAAAUGCAACUACAGAGUUUCUGCGGUUCCAGAUGGGUUAACAGCAUGGGAGACGUUGAGGGGCGGACCACAUAACAUAGAUCUCAUAUUAACUGAAGUGGAGUUGCCAUCAAUAUCAGGAUUUGCACUUUUAACAUUAGUCAUGGAGCAUGACAUUUGCAAAAAUAUCCCAGUCAUAAUGAUGUCUUCUAAUGACUCAAUUAGCAUGGUAUUGAAGUGCAUGUUGAAAGGCGCAGCCGACUUUCUCAUCAAGCCUGUUAGGAGGAACGAGUUGAGAAACCUUUGGCAACAUGUUUGGAGAAGGCACGCUCCUAAAAUUGAAGCCUCUUCUGAGAACAAUGCAGCAAGCAGUCAGUCAAGUGAUUAUGCAGACUCUACUUACAAAGAUGAGGAAUACUGCGAGAAAGAGAGUUUUUCCCAAGGUCUUUCAAAGAGGAAGGUUGGAAGUCCUUCGAAUUUAAGCAAUACAAACAAAAAAAAGCGUGGGGAGUUUGUUGAAUUAGAUGAAGAAUCAGUUGCACCUACUCCAGAAACUGAAGAAAGACAAAAUAAAUUGGGAUUAGAGAUUGGAUAUCAAGAUGAAACUGAUAGCGAGAGAGCAUCGCGACAUGAUGAAGCCCAUGCCAUUCUGAAACCGGUGUUCCAGGCUAUAUAUGUUGGACUGGAAGGCCAUAGAGAAAAUUUGAAUAUCCAUAGUGACGUCGAUUGCUGCAAUGAUGAUGUAGCUGAAACUUCCCAUGGAGUCAUUGACUUGAUCGGUACAUUUGACGAUCGCAUGAAGUGUAAUUAUGAACAAUUCAAUGAUGAUGAUGGCAUAAACAGGAUUGAAACAGCCCCACACUUGGAACUUUCUUUGAGAAGAUUUUGUUCCACCAGCUCAAUCGAGGUUCCCAUUGAAAGGCAUAUACUGAAUCAUUCUAUUGCAUCCGCCUUUUCAAGGUAUAAUCAUGGCAAGGCAUGGCAACCGCUUUUUCCAUCAUCAACUGCUAAUUGUAAUGGGUUGAGGGAGGAUGCAAAUCUAUCCCAUGAACUGUUGUCCGAUGAACUGCCUGACAAUACCGGAGGCGAUUCUCAACAGCUCGAUGCAAUUUCUACUUGCGAUCAGGAGAACAUAAGUACCCAGGUUGUAGGUGGACAAGCUGAACAAGCAUUUCCAAUUUAUGUCCCCAUUGCAAGAUAUGGCAUGUGUGCAGGAAAUAAUCAUGUUCUUACACGCAAGUACCAUAAACAAUCAGGAUUGUCCUCUGUUUGGCCUCCGAAGGAGUCCUGUCAACAAGAACUGUCUGGCUUUCCUACUACUAUCUCUGUUUCAGUUCACAACUCAGAACAAGUUUGUCACCGAUCUGAUGAAACUACCAAUAAUUCUACUGACCAAGCUAUGCAUGAGCAGAACAAAAUUGACACCAUGGAGGGGCCUGGAUUUGGCUCUUCUGCUGCUGGCCAAAGUGCGACUAGUAGUUUGUGCAAUGGUGUCAGGGAUCAUGAUAAUGACGGUGCAUAUGGAAGCAGUUUCAACGGAAAUGAAGGGAAGUCCAAUUUGCCCGUCAUAGAUGACAGUGGAAGGGCUCCAGAGAGCUUGGAUGGCGGCAGUCUCAUCCAUGACAGAUUUCUGGGGAUGGAUUCUCAUCGCUUUAGCCAAAGGGAAGCAGCUUUAACAAAGUUUCGACUGAAGAGGAAAGAAAGAUGCUAUGAGAAAAAGGUUCGAUAUCAAAGCCGGAAAAGGCUUGCAGAGCAGCGUCCCCGAGUGAAGGGACAGUUUGUUCGUCAAGUUCAAAUGACACUGCAAUAGCAAAUAGCUGAUGCUGAUGGUUUCCCCUGAAUCCUUAUAUUCAGUAGUGCCAACAUACUUGUUGCUCUCAAGUGCGUCAACAUCAAACUCCUGAAAAGAAAUACGAGAGCAAUGUGGAAGAUUUUUGAUAGCUUCUUUUUAAUGCUGGUAUGGAUUAACAAAAGGUAAACAAUUAUCGUGCAUUAGUCUCCUUUAGUGGGCGAAGUCGGGGCAGGUUGUGUUGAGGAAUUGAAUUUGUGACCUUUACCCUCACAUACCUCUAGUGCUAGUAUUGUAGCACUCUGUAGAUAUAACCACGGUGGUCUUGAAGUUUUUACCACUUUGGCUUGUUUCCUGUUCUCGUUAGAUUACUGAUUGUCGCUGGUUACUUGGUUAGGCAUCUUUAUUUGUAUAACUAUAAUGCUAUUGAUGGGAAUUAUGCUAUAGAUUCUUCAUUGAUGUU